GGGAGAGCGUGAAUGAGCGGGAGGGAGAGAGGGAGAAGCAGCGUCGAGCUCUACUUUGCCUGAGCCUGUGGUGACACUGAUGCUCACAGAUUUCUCCUCUCUCAUCCUUCUCUCUGCAUUGCUCCCUUCUCCUCCUUUCCCAUUGCUGUGCUCUUCUUUCUCUUUCUUUCCCUGUACUUUUCCCCUCCUUUUUUUCCCGAACAACUACCGUCUGCUCUCUUCUUACUCCUCACACUCACCCCCUCUUGCUCUCCAUCUCAUUCCCCUCUCCUGUCCUCUUUUGGUGCAUGGAGAGAGGGUCUCUGGCCCCCACCUGCAUCCCUCUCCACCUCCCUCCAUGGGCGUCCGAGCAUCCUGCAGGCCAGACCCUGCGUCCCAGCAGAAUGACUCUCCUCUCCCAGACCAGGAUGAGGAGAUACUGGGCUCUGACGAUGAGGAGCAGGAAGACCCCAAUGACUACUGUAGAGGAGGUUACCACCAUGUGAAGAUAGGAGACCUGUUCAAUGGAAGAUACCAUGUGAUCCGGAAGCUGGGCUGGGGACAUUUCUCCACUGUGUGGUUGGCCUGGGACAUACAAGGGAAGUGUUUUGUGGCCAUGAAGGUGGUGAAGAGUGCAGAGCAUUACACUGAGACAGCCCUGGAUGAGAUCAAGCUGCUGAGAUCAGUCAGGAACACGGACCAGAAGGACCCCAGCAGGGAGAGGGUAGUUCAGUUACUGGAUGACUUCAAGAUCUCUGGCAUGAACGGAACUCAUGUCUGUAUGGUGUUUGAGGUUCUGGGUCAUCACCUGCUGAAGUGGAUCAUCAAGUCUAACUACCAGGGCCUUCCUCUGCCCUGCGUCAAGAGCAUCAUACGACAGGUUCUCCAGGGCCUGGACUACCUUCACUCCAAGUGUAAGAUCAUCCAUACAGACAUCAAGCCAGAGAACAUCCUGCUGACGGUCAACGAGCCCUACAUUAAGAAGAUGGCUGCCGAGGCAACAGAAUGGCAGAGGACUGGAGCUCCACCCCCCUCCGGUUCCGCAGUGAGCACAGCUCCAGCACCCAAACCAACGGUGAAGAUGUCUAAGAACAAGAAGAAGAAGAUGAAGAAGAAACAGAAGAAGCAGGCAGAGAUGUUAGAGAAGAGGAUUCAGGAGAUGGAGGGAGCGCCGGAAGGAGGAGAGGAGGAGGGGGAGGAAGAGACCACUGCAGACACCCCCCCGCCCUCGUCUGACACGCUACAGGACACGGCUAAUGAUUUCACAGCAGGUCCAGAUAAACCGGAAGAGAAGCAGGAGGAGGAGGAGAGCAGGAUGGAGGUGACCUGCAACGGCCACGCAGAGGAAGACACUGCAAGCCAGGAGGUACAGAGGACUGAGGAAGAAGAGGAGAAAGACGAAGAGGACCAACAGAAAGCCAACAACCUCAACGCCAGCACGGAGGGUAGUGACCUGCCGGUCAAUGCAACUUACCCAGAGUACAACGGCAAAGGUCCCGGUGACCCACACGAUCCUGGUACAGACGGUAAACAAGAGAGAGAGCAGGGGAAGGAGAGCGAGAUGGAGACUGAGGUGAUGCCUGGUAUAGAGGAUGAAGAGGAGGAGGAGGAGGAAAGGAACGAUAAAGUAGCAGCAGGUAGUCUGUUGGUCAACCCUCUGGAACCUCUCAAUGCAGACAAGAUCCAGAUCAAAAUCGCUGACCUGGGGAACGCCUGCUGGGUGCACAAACACUUUACAGAUGACAUACAAACUCGCCAGUACCGUUCUCUGGAGGUGUUGAUGGGAGCGGGCUCAGUUGAAAUGAACGAAUGUACUGUGUUCCUGUGGACCGUUGUGACUGUGUGUUUUAACCAGGCCUUUGAGCUGGCUACAGGGGACUACCUGUUUGAGCCUCACUCUGGACAGGACUACACCAGAGAUGAAGACCACAUAGCGCUGAUCAUUGAGCUGCUGGGUAAAGUUCCUAGGAAGCUGAUCCUAGCAGGAAAAUACUCCAAGGAAUUCUUCACCAAGAAAGGGGACCUCCGGCACAUCACCAAGCUGAAGCCGUGGGGUCUGUUGGAGGUGUUGGUAGAGAAGUAUGAGUGGUCUAAAGAGGAGGCAGCUACCUUCUCCAGCUUCCUGCUCCCAAUGUUAGACCUGGUACCAGAGAAGAGAGCCACGGCUGCGGAGUGCCUCCGACACGCAUGGAUCGCCCCCUAGAGGAUCCCCGGCGCUACCACAGCCACAAGCAGCACAUAUGCAGUACAUACAGACAGACAUGUACAUAAACACACAUUCAAACAUACGUAAACACACACCUCAACGGAGAGCCAGGGCUUUCACUAUGACUGCAUCUCCACCUAGUGGUUCAACACACACACACUGCUGAACACCCUCGUGUCCUAGGUAUAAUCCAGUAGAACUCUUAUCUGUUCGUCUGUUAUUUGGUUCCUUGUUUCAACUGACUGGAUAUCACUUGAGUAUCAAUGUCUUUUCUCUCUGUACCAACGAUGACACCUAGGUAACUCUUUUUGUUCUGAGAAUAUCCUGUCUUUUUUUAGUUUUUUGUCUUGUUUGAUUGAAUACACACCUGUCAGAGUUAAGAUCAAACCUUACAGACCUCCAAUGGAUCAUAUCUCCAGAACACCAACUGUCUGUACCACUAGACUAGCACAUCAGAAUAGUUUUUUUUUUAAUGUACAGUAUUGAUAGAGGUUAGUUUGGAUCUUUAUUUUGUGUUUGUGGGGAAGAGUAGCUGCCUAGAAUACGAUAAAGAAGGUUUGGACUGUCAUAGAUUCUAAGGAUUCUCCAUGAAAUCUUCCUGAACUGGGAACCGAUGUGAAUGAACUGAAACUUCCUGAACGGAAUGGAACCGUCUGGUUCCGUAAGAUCGUCCCUGUCCUUCGUUGUCACGCUCCAGGUAGCAGCUUUGUGCGAAGUGCUAUUACAAUGUGGGGAUAGUACCAUGAACCAAAUGUAAUUUUCUACUUUCUGUUACCUGCAUGGGUCCACAGACCAUGACUAAUGCUACUGAAUAACCAUGUUUCAUAUGUUCUCUCCUGUGGUGUUUAACGUUCCAGACAAGGUUUGCCUCAGAAAGAAAAUAAAAUAAAAUAUUUGGGUGUUAGCUAGGUGGUGUGAUACAAUAUCAUGAGAAGUUUCCACUUUCACAAUAUAAUCAGAAUGGGAGUACUACUGUAUCUGAUUGAAGAACAUCCCAUUUUUAUUUUCUAUUCAGAAGGUCAUGGUUGCCUUCCAAAAAUGUCCACCCUGUUCCCUAUAAAGUUAGGAACAGGGUGCCAUUUUGAACGGACCCCUGUGUUGUACAUAUCUGUGCUCAAAACGUUGACCUUGGUUCUCUGCUUUCCCUCUACAGAACAGCUGCUGUUUCAACAGUGUACGUUUACACCGUUGAGGAUGCUGCCUACGUCCCAAAUGGCACCCUAUUCCCUACAUAGUGCACUACUUUUGACCAGAUUCUUAAGGGCCCAGUUCAAAAGUGGUGCACUAUAUAGGGAAUAGGGUGCCACUUGGGAAGGAACAUGUCUGCGUCGUUUAGGAUGUCAACUGAUGCCAUGAGACGCAUUUGCUAGUUUUUUUGCUUCAUUUUAAAGCAUAUUUUCAUACUGAUGUUGCCCCGCUUGCAGUGGUCUGCUGUUUUAACUGCAUCAAAGAGAAACUAAAUCGUGGAUUGUAAUAAUGAGGCUGGAAUAAGGCUUUGAAGGCUCCCCCCCUCACCUGUUGCUCUUUUUCUACAAGCCUCUCUCCCUUCUCUCUUUCCCCUGACCGCCCCUUGCCUCUUCCUCCUCCUCUGCCUUUGAUUGUUUACUGCUAAAUCGAGCCUCUUUUCUGUACUUAAUAAAAAAUGAACAUUUUAAAAAUG
Molecule: messenger RNA, 3845 nt
Organism: Oncorhynchus tshawytscha (Chinook salmon)
Lineage: Eukaryota; Metazoa; Chordata; Actinopteri; Salmoniformes; Salmonidae
Product: SRSF protein kinase 1
Exons: 15
Coding region: 80-2182 (700 amino acids)
Biological process (GO): spliceosomal complex assembly; regulation of mRNA processing; protein phosphorylation
Molecular function (GO): protein kinase activity; ATP binding
Source: RefSeq, a predicted model, not a curated record